Messenger RNA from Tripterygium wilfordii, 1781 nucleotides. Its product is annotated as pyruvate dehydrogenase E1 component subunit alpha-3, chloroplastic-like. Lineage: Eukaryota; Viridiplantae; Streptophyta; Magnoliopsida; Celastrales; Celastraceae. The transcript has 3 exons. Gene Ontology annotation, molecular function: pyruvate dehydrogenase (acetyl-transferring) activity. Gene Ontology annotation, biological process: pyruvate decarboxylation to acetyl-CoA. The coding region runs from base 195 to 1499 and encodes 434 amino acids. Gene Ontology annotation, cellular component: intracellular membrane-bounded organelle. The record is from RefSeq and is a predicted model, not a curated record.
CAUUGAGAAUUUGGUGGCCUUUGUAUAAAAACAAAGUGAUCAACAAUGAACAAGAGCCGGUUAUUUCCAAGCUUGUUUCCCUCGUGUUCUCCGCCGCUUCUUUCUUUCUUAUACCGUUUCUCUCGCUUUCUCGUCUCCCAAACAGCUUUCUUUUGGGAACUGAAAAGGAGUUUGGAUUACAAUUUCUUCAAAAAAUGUCAUCUGCUCUCAAGUUCGCGCAGCCCCUCCCUAUCAAGACUACCGUCCCCAGAUCUCGUAAUGAGAAUAACCCUCUAUUCGAUCCUCUUAGAAGUGCAUCGUCUUUCCUCGGAUCUACACGCAAACUUCCCUUGAUUUCCGUCAGAAAAUCGAAUCAGGCCAAUGUUGGCCUACGUCAAUCCGCCGUGGUUGCUGUAUCGGAAGCUGUCAAGGAGAAGAAGCCCAAAUCGAGUUCCAAUCUGUUGAUUACGAAAGAGGAAGGCCUGGUGCUUUAUGAAGAUAUGAUUUUGGGAAGAUCCUUUGAGGACAUGUGUGCACAGAUGUAUUACAAAGGGAAAAUGUUUGGUUUUGUUCACCUCUAUAAUGGUCAAGAGGCUGUUUCAACAGGGUUUAUCAAGCUUUUGAAGAAGGAAGAUUGUGUGGUGAGCACAUACCGUGAUCAUGUGCAUGCAUUGAGUAAGGGAGUCCCUCCUCGUGCUGUGAUGAGCGAGCUCUUUGGCAAAGCCACGGGGUGUUGCCGAGGCCAAGGUGGGUCCAUGCACAUGUUUUCGAAAGAGCACAAUCUGCUUGGUGGGUUUGCCUUCAUUGGUGAAGGAAUUCCAGUGGCAACUGGUGCAGCCUUUACCUCUAAAUAUAGGAGGGAGGUAUUGAAGGAGUCUGAUUGCGAUCACGUGACAUUGGCUUUCUUUGGAGAUGGUACCUGUAACAAUGGGCAGUUCUUUGAGUGUUUGAACAUGGCAGCGCUGUGGAAAUUGCCAAUUGUCUUUGUUGUAGAGAACAAUUUGUGGGCAAUUGGGAUGUCACACGAGAGAGCAACCUCAGAUCCCCAGAUUUAUAAGAAGGGACCCGUAUUUGGCAUGCCUGGUGUUCAUGUUGACGGAAUGGAUGUUUUGAGAGUGAGGGAGGUUGCCAGUGAAGCAAUUACAAGGGCUAGGAGAGGAGAAGGGCCGACUUUGGUGGAAUGUGAGACAUAUAGAUUUAGGGGACACUCACUGGCUGAUCCUGAUGAGCUUCGGAACCCUGCGGAGAAGGCUCAUUAUGCUGCUAGAGAUCCCAUCACGGCUUUGAAGAAAUACAUUAUUGAGAAUAGUUUGGCCAGUGAAGCAGAGUUAAAGGCCAUUGAGAAGAAGAUAGAUGAGUAUGUUGAGGAGGCCGUAGAGUUUGCGGAUGCAAGCCCUGUUCCACAUCGCAGCCAACUUCUUGAGAAUGUGUUCGCAGAUCCUAAAGGUUUUGGAAUUGGACCUGAUGGGCGCUACAGAUGUGAGGAUCCCAAAUUCACAGAAGGCACGGCUCAUGUCUAACUUCCCGGAGUUGGACAUUCGUCGAACCUACUUUUGCCGAGCCUUUAGUUCUCUGUCAUAUGGUCAUAUAUUAUAUUUUGUUCUUACUAGCUAAUUACUCGUCGUUCUAUUUAAAUGUUGGCUUUUGUAAGCAGGGUAUGCUGAUUAGGUUUGGUUUUAUUUGCUAUCUUGUUUGUUAUAUUAGUGUUUUGAAUGGGAAACCCCAAAGGACUGGUACUUACAUUCUUCCCCUUGCAUGAAUUAUGCUCAAUAUUCUGAAAUAUUAGUAGUGUUGUUGUGUAA